AGCCCAGCUGCAGCUUCUGCCACCUCAGUUGCACAAGGUGUUGAAUCUGAAAGGAAAGGAGAGCAUGAGUGAGACAGGCGCGGAGCGAUAGGGAACGCCCCGGGACCCAGAGCAGAACCAGGGUGCCAGUGGAAACCUCCGACCUCUUCACUAGCAUGCGAGGAACCGCCGCCGUCGCCGCCGCAGAAGCAGCAGCAGCAGCUACUGCCACUGCCACUGCCACUGCCACUGCCUUCUGUGUCCCUGAUCUCUUGUGAUCGGAGCUCCAGGCUUCCCUCUCAUUUUAUAGAUUUUCAUCCUCCCCUCUAACACCAAACGGAAUCGUUAUGCAGAGCGAAGGUGUGAAAGGGGGGAAAAAAGGAUUUCCCUGGGCUGGCAAGAUGCGCUCCAUCAGGAAGAGGUGGACUAUCUGCACGAUAAGUAUCCUCCUGAUCGUUUAUAAGACAAAAGAAAUAGCAAGAACUGAGGAGCAUCAGGAAACGCAACUCAUAGGAGAUGGUGAGCUGUGUUCCAAUAGACCACUGGUCAAUAGUUCUAAUAAAAUCAUUCGAACGGGUGGAUCUUCAAUCUUUCAGCACUCUGUGGAAGGUUGGAAAAUCAAUUCCUCUUUGGUCUUGGAGAUAAGGAAAAACAUACUUCGCUUUCUGGAUGCAGAAAGAGACAUCUCUGUGGUCAAGAGCAGUUUUAAGCCUGGAGAUGUAUUGCACUAUGUAUUAGACAGGCGCCGAACCCUAAAUGUUUCUCAGGAAUUGCAUAGCCUCCUUCCUGAAGUUUCACCGAUGAAAAAUCGUCGAUUUAAGACUUGCGCAGUGGUUGGAAAUUCUGGGAUUCUGCUGGACAGUGGAUGUGGAAAGGAGAUUGACAAUCACGACUUUGUUAUAAGGUGCAAUCUAGCUCCUGUGGUGGAGUUUGCUGCAGAUGUGGGAACUAAAUCUGAUUUUAUUACCAUGAAUCCAUCAGUUGUACAAAGAGCAUUUGGAGGCUUUCGGAAUGAGAGUGACAGAGAAAAAUUUGUGCAUAGACUGUCUAUGCUGAAUGACAGUGUCCUUUGGAUCCCUGCUUUCAUGGUCAAAGGAGGAGAGAAGCAUGUGGAGUGGGUUAAUGCAUUAAUCCUUAAGAAUAAAUUGAAAGUGCGAACUGCCUAUCCAUCACUGAGACUUAUUCAUGCUGUCAGAGGUUACUGGCUGACAAACAAAGUACCCAUCAAAAGACCCAGCACUGGCCUUCUCAUGUACACGCUAGCUACGCGAUUUUGUGAUGAGAUUCACCUCUAUGGAUUCUGGCCAUUCCCUAAGGAUUUAAAGGGGAAAGAAGUCAAAUAUCAUUACUAUGAUAACUUGAAAUACAGAUACUUUUCCAACUCAAGUCCUCACAGGAUGCCUCUGGAAUUCAGGACUUUAGAUGGGCUACAUAACAGAAGAGCACUAAAAUUAACCACAGGAAAAUGCAUAAAGCAAUAAAGCACAUUUUUAAAAGACAA
This is a messenger RNA of Phascolarctos cinereus (koala), 1480 nucleotides long. It is a transcript of the gene ST8SIA4, whose product is annotated as ST8 alpha-N-acetyl-neuraminide alpha-2,8-sialyltransferase 4. NCBI's taxonomy places the organism in Eukaryota, Metazoa, Chordata, Mammalia, Diprotodontia, Phascolarctidae. Gene Ontology annotation, molecular function: alpha-N-acetylneuraminate alpha-2,8-sialyltransferase activity. Gene Ontology annotation, biological process: oligosaccharide metabolic process; N-glycan processing. The record is from RefSeq and is a predicted model, not a curated record.